Molecule: messenger RNA, 1716 nt
Organism: Opisthorchis viverrini
Lineage: Eukaryota; Metazoa; Platyhelminthes; Trematoda; Opisthorchiida; Opisthorchiidae
Exons: 8
Coding region: 457-1596 (379 amino acids)
Cellular component (GO): tRNA-splicing ligase complex
Source: RefSeq, a predicted model, not a curated record
CUUCCUCCUGUCAUAGGCAAAUCUUUCCACGAACUCAUCUUUUGCAGCAACUGUUUCCGCAUUCAUUUCUCUUCAGCCAUUGACACUCACUGAGGCCUUUGUCUGAGUGUCACUCAUGUGUAGAGUCUAAACAAGCCAAUGGCACCCAAAUACAAAAACGACUUGGCCAAAUGCUACGCUCUCCUCAAGUAGGAUAUAUCUUGGUAUACAGUAGACUACCUUCAGGUUGAACUAUAACUGGAAGACUACCACCGAAGAAGAUAUUCCGUUUAUGAAUGCAGUGUCUGAUUUGACAAAGGAGCUUACUGAUGGAUCAUCCGAAGAUGUGAAGCCCGUUUGUGGUAAACUGGACGCGUUCCCGUCUUUAACCAAGUUGUAGUUAAGGAGGAUCGUGAAGGCUGUUUGAAGUCACUCUCCGAUUUUCUGUCACAAUAUGGCUGCCCCUAUCCAGCUUUAAUGAAUGGAUCACUGGAGCAGCGUUUCGGAUCGGCUGACAAUCGUAUGCUUUUGCUGCGCUAUCUUUGCACUGAACUACUGGCCAAACGUCUUCUGAGGAAAAAACCAAAGCAGCAAUAUGACACCUCGGACGUCCAUGAAGCCUCACAACAGAUUACCACAGAACUCAAUCGGGAACUCACCGAUUACUUGAACCGAGCGUGUAAUGCUCUGGGUCUCGUUCGACCUUUGGGAGAAUUUAACUUAGGUGACACGUUUGACGCUAUUCAUAACGCUGUAGUCCUCGCACUGAAACGUUGCCCGCCAACACAUUUCGGUCAGCCCGUUCUUCCACUAACCGGCCUUUCGGAUCGACAGUGGGCCCAAGCAGCUCGUAUUGCUGCUCUAUUACAGCAAGAAUAUUCCAGCCGACAGAUAACCCUAAUCAAACGCCUGGAUGUCACAGUUCAAAGCUUCAAGUGGUCUGAUAGGGCCAAGUCCCAGCUUGAAGCAAUCUCAGCAGCCUAUCAUCCCAUACGGUCGCAGAUGGCCAAAUCCACAUUCCCCGGAGUUCCAGAGUUGCUGGCCGUUCGGGACAAUAUGAUUUUAUGGGUAGAAAAAACCAGCGGUGCUAGAGCCAGAAGAUUCACCUCAUGUGAACUCAAUAAAAUCCUGAUUGGCCAGGUACCCGACCGUGGUGGUCGUGCUUGGGAAUUGGAACCCCCACCACCCGAGAUGCCCGCUUUCAAACAACGUCAGCCCGAUCGAGGACGAGGAGGCGGAGGCCCUGGCAGUGGUGGAGGCGGCCGGGGAGGUGGGGGCGGUCGUGGUGAUGGUGGGCGUGGCUUCUCUGAUCGUGGUCAUGGUUAUGGUGCACCAAGUGGUCCCGGUAUGUUCACUCAUGGAGCUCCACAAUUCCGACCACCUGCCCCAUCAGCUCAGUAUGGUGGUGCUGAUUAUGUGGUCACUCCGGCAGACUAUGCUGCUCUGAGUCAACAAAUGCACGGACUAAUGUUCGAACCGGGCAUGGGAUACGGUGGUCAGCCUCAGAACUAUGUCUUUCAACCCACAAAUAUGCCAAGCGGUGGUAACCGUGGUGGCUACGUGCAGCGCCCCCAACGUGGACGUGGGCGGGGCGGUGGACGCGGUCAGCAAUUCUAAACGCUUACUCAUCGGUCCAUACGUUUUUCACUGUUGGUUUCGUUCUGAACCUUACUUUUAAAGAGUGUGCGAUUUCGUGCUCUCUUUUCAUUGCUACUGCCGAUUUAUUCACUCUGCUUU